AUGGUCAUCCCAUUGGUGGAUGAGCAAAUUGAAACUAGGAUUGUUCCAGUAGAGAUCCAAAAAGUUAUGAAUGAAUAUGUUGAUGGAAUGCCUCAUGAACUGCCAAAGUCACUACCUCCUCGACGAGGGAUUGAUCACGAGAUUGAGCUUGUACCAAAAGCCAAACCCCCAGCAAAGAACGCUUACAGAAUGGCUCCACAUGAGCUAGCUGAGCUCAGAAAACAGUUAGAUGAGUUGUUAGCUGCUAGAUUCAUCAGACCUGCCAAAAGUACCCAAUGGGGCCUUUGUGUUGUUUCAGAAAAAAAAUUGGACAUUUCUUCAAGUCUUGAAGAACACCAAGUCUAUCUUCAAUCAGUUUUUGACAAAAACCGACAUAAUCAUUUAUAUAUGAAGAAAGAGAAGCGUGUUUUUGCUAAACAGCAUAUCAACUUUCUGGAUCACAUCAUUGAAUGCGAAAAGAUUCAAAUGGACGAAGAUAAGCUGCAGGCUAUUAAGGAGUGGGAAGCCCCUACUUCCCUGACAGAGUUACGUUCCUUCCUUGGAUUGGCUAAUUAUUAUCGUUAG
Molecule: messenger RNA, 564 nt
Organism: Cucumis melo (muskmelon)
Lineage: Eukaryota; Viridiplantae; Streptophyta; Magnoliopsida; Cucurbitales; Cucurbitaceae
Exons: 2
Coding region: 1-564 (187 amino acids)
Source: RefSeq, a predicted model, not a curated record